Messenger RNA from Vollenhovia emeryi, 1131 nucleotides. Its product is annotated as acyl-CoA Delta(11) desaturase-like. Bases 74 to 1111 code for a protein of 345 amino acids. Gene Ontology annotation, cellular component: endoplasmic reticulum membrane. Gene Ontology annotation, biological process: unsaturated fatty acid biosynthetic process. Lineage: Eukaryota; Metazoa; Arthropoda; Insecta; Hymenoptera; Formicidae. Gene Ontology annotation, molecular function: iron ion binding; stearoyl-CoA 9-desaturase activity. The record is from RefSeq and is a predicted model, not a curated record. The transcript is spliced from 6 exons.
AAAAAAGUUACAUGUAAAAUUACAAUUAUUAUAGUAGUUAAUAUUGGGACCAUAUUAAAGAAUUUACGCAAGAAUGGCAGCACAUGUAACACCGACAGGAGCGCUAUUUGAGGAUGAUACUGUUGACGAGUCGCAACUGACCGAGGAACCCAAGGAGAAACGUAAAUAUGUUAAGCAUAUUGUCUGGAGAAAUGUGGCGAUUUUCUCGUUCCUACAUCUCGGCGCUCUUUACGGACUUUACCUCUCGUUCACGUCCGCCAAGUUGCUGACCACCGCUUUCGCAAUUUUAUUGUAUCAAUUGAGCAUCUUGGGAGUCACAGCUGGGGUUCAUCGGCUCUGGUCACACCGAGCCUACAAAGCCAAGUGGCCCCUUCAGUUGUUACUUAUGAUCUUGAGCACCACAACGUACCAGGACGCCGUGAUCGACUGGUCUAGAGACCACAGGCUUCAUCAUAAAUACAGCGAAACCGAUGCCGAUCCGCACAACUCUAAAAGAGGUUUCUUUUUCUCGCACAUUGGCUGGCUGCUCUGUAGAAAACAUCCGGAAGUCAAGGAAAAAGGCAAAGGUAUAGACUUAAGUGAUCUUAAGAGCAAUCCUAUAUUGGCAUUCCAAAAGAAAUAUUAUAACAUAUUGAUGCCAUUGCUGUGUUUUAUUUCGCCAACUCUUAUUCCGGUCGUGUGGUGGAACGAAACAUGGAUAAACGCUUUCUAUAUUCCGGCCAUUCUUCGUUAUGUCUUGACGUUGAAUAUAACGUGGCUGAUAAAUUCUGUCGCUCAUACAGUGGGCAACAAACCCUAUGACAAAUACAUCUGUCCAGCGGACAACAAAGGUGUUGCCAUAUUUUCCCUCGGUGAAGGUUGGCAUAAUUACCAUCAUGUUUUCCCCUGGGAUUACAAGACUGCAGAGCUCGGCGAUUACAAAUUCAACACCACGACAGCUUUUAUUAACUUUUUUGCAAAGAUUGGCUGGGCCUACGACUUGAAGAGCGUGUCCAACGAUAUGAUAAGGAAACGAAUGGAGAGAACAGGUAACAGUAGCCAUAACUUAUGGGGUUGGAGUUCACGACGAGGUUCACACGCAGGUGGAAUAGAUGAAACGAAACUUAUAUAAUAAAAAACUAUAUACACGUG